AUGAGCAAACGGCUUGCGAAGCUGCACAAACCGUGUGAUAAGUUGGACAAGUACGACAACGAACCGUACAUGCAGAAUCCGUUGCUGAAACUCUUCCUGUCCGAAGUGAAAGAGCGGCGCCAUUACAGUUUCAUCCGCCGGAAGGCGGCAGUGGAGAAAAUAAAAAUUUGUCGCAGUAAAACGGUGGACUUUGAGGAUGUGAUCCCGCGGCCCCAGUCGUACUAUGCCGAGCAGUUGCGAGAGCACGCUCGGAGGGCACCGGUUCCGAAGAUGUUGGCCAGCACGGAGGACAAAAUUCUCUCGUACGUUCCAAAGCGGCUCCGCACGCAGUACCCGGGAGUGCUGGCGGCCUAUAUGGCCGACGUGCACGCCGAGUUCGACAAGGUGAUGAAGGCGUACAGCUGCCAGAAGAUCCUGAAGCCCGGCCCGAACGAUUUCGUGCCAGAGCGGCAAAAGUUUGAGUUCAAGCGCGUCGGACGAACGGAAAACUAUCGUCAGUACCUGCGCAGUAGGGCGUACAUUCAGAAGAACCUGCUCCUGCCGUACCCGUUCGUGCGCUGUAUCGUCCAUUACGCGUUCACCGAUCUGCCGGUGUAUCUGAACGAUUAUGCUCGCUAUCGGACCGGCGAGGAGAUCACACUGAACGAGCUGCGCGAUCUGAUCAAGAAGGAUCUACAGGCGGUCGGAGGGCUAAUCGGGCAGCAGUGGUACCCGAAGAUUGUGGCUAUCCUCAAGAAGCACUACGAACGUCGCACGGUUCCGAAAUCAAUGUGGACGAAGGUGCUAAACUGUGUCGGGGUGCUGAUCAACCGCGAGCUCAACGAAGCCAAGCUGCGAACGAUCGGAUACCUGCAACGAACGUUGCUUAACGUGCGCCAGAUUCCGCAGAUGAAGAUACUGGCUAUCUGCGACGAUGGGAUCGAUCUGUUUCCGAGCUUGAGCGAUAUCUACAGCGUGUACCAGAACGCGAUCGACGACAUAAUGGCCGUCGGGAAUCGUCUCGACUGUCUCGAGUCGUUGAUCGAUGCAGCCAGCUUCGAACCGAAGAAUCCGCCGUACCUCCGGGUCGGUAUCGCCGAACGGUGCAUCGCGGAAGCCCACGAACAGGUGCAGGCGGUGCUUACGAGUGCGUUCCUACCGUUGGCGCAGUAUUUGGCCGAUUUCCAAGCACAAUUUGCGGGACUGCUGAGCUUGGACACGAAGCACGAACUGGAUGAGUUUCUGUCCGAACCGCGCACGUUCGACGAGUACAUUGCCAAGAUCGAAGAGUUUCAGUGGUACAAGGAAAAGAUCCGUGCCAUGGUGCAGAAGGAGUACUUCCCGAUGGCGAUCGUCAACCAGUCGGACGCGAUCGGCAGUUUGCGGAAGAUUGUCGAGCGCUACAUUGACCGGGUGGCCGACCAUAUUGCGAUCGAGCAUCGGCGCGAGAUUCAGCGAAUCUGUCGCGAGUUUGAGGAAAUCAAGGAGAAGGCGCUGGAGAUUCCGACCUCCACCGAGCAGCUGAUGGCGAACGGCGAGUACAUGACGCGCGUGAAGUCAGAAAUCAUUGACGAGCUGCAGGAGAAGAUACAGAUCACGAUGAAGAUAAACGCCUACCUGGUAGAGUUGAUGGAGCUGCCCGCCGAGCAGAUGGAUUUGCAGGUGGAAAGCGUCAACUGGUAUUUCCGCAUCCAGUCGGUGUUCGAGGUUAACUCCACCAAUUUCGAGCAGUACAAGUUUUCGUUCGAAGAAAAGCUCCAGGAAGUGACGAAGCAGUUAAACGAGAAGAUGGAGGAAAUGAUACCGCACAUCGCGAUCAUCAACGACAUGACGGAGACGGAAAAGUUUCGCGACUACAUCGUUGUCCUUCACGGGUAUAUCGAUCAGAUCUUCGUGUUCGAGGACUACGUCAAGUGGAUCAACAAGGAAGAGGUGUUGUUUAAGUUCCCCAAAUCGCAGUACCAAGUGCUGGAGGCGAUCAAAUCGUUCGUCGUUCCGUUCUACAAGCUGAUUCGUCUAUGCAUGCGCUGGUUGCGUUACUAUAACGUUUGGAUGGACGGACCAUUCGAGUAUCUGGAGCCCGAGAUUGUCCGCUCGAAGACGGAGGAAUUUUUGAAGGAGUUCCAAAAGACACAGAAGUACUACCGGAACCGGAUCAAGGCGGAUAUGCUCGAAAACACGCUGUGCAAGUUUAAGGGACAAACGGAGGACCCGGACCCGGAGAAGCAUCCGUGCCCGCUGAAGCUUUGUGCGCGGAUGAGCCAAUCGAUCAAGGACUUCGAUCUGGGCGUGUAUGUGGUGAAGAUCAUGUGCAAUCCGGCGCUGAAGGAUCGCCACUGGGACGAGAUGUCCGAGAUAGCCGGGUUCGACCUGACGCCUGAUGCCGGCACGACACUGCGCAAGAUUAUCAACUACAAGCUGGACAAGGAUCUGGAAAAGUUCGACAUCAUCAGCAUCGGUGCCAACAAGGAGCUCGCGUUGCAGCAGAGCCUCCAGGCGAUGAUCGCCGAGUGGGAAGGCAUUCAGUUUAAGCUCGGCGCAUUCAAGAACACCGGCAUCAGCAUCCUGACGGCGUUGGACGAAAUCCAAGCCGUGCUCGACGAUCACAUCAUGAAGACGCUGGCGAUGCGCGGUUCGGCGUUCGUGAAGCCGUGCGAAAAGGAGGUCAAGGAGUGGUACCAAACGUUGACGCGCGUGAACCGUACGAUCGAGCAGUGGGGCAAGGUGCAGGGCAGCUGGCUGUAUCUGUUGCCGAUCUUCUCCUCCAAGGACAUCGUGGCGCAGAUGCCGAACGAGGGACGCAUGUUUCAGCAGGUGGACGGCACGUACCGGGCGUACAUGCGCACGGUCGAGGCGAACCGGGCGGUGAUCGUGGUGGCCGCCGCUAAAGGCGCCCAGGAAGCAAUGGAACAGGCGAACGGGUUACUCGAGCAGAUCACGGACGGCGUGAACGAGUACCUCGAGCGCAAGCGGCUGUUUUUCCCGCGGUUCUUUUUUCUCUCCAACGACGAAAUGCUGGAGAUCCUGUCCGAAACGAAGGACCCGUUGCGUGUGCAGCCACACCUCGGCAAGUGCUUCGAGGGCAUCGAUCGGCUGGAGUUUGACGAGCGACUGGACAUUCGGUCGAUGCGGAGCAUCGAGCUUGAGCGGGUGCAGUUCGUGGAGCCAGUGUCGACGGCUGAGGCGCGGGGCAGUGUCGAGAAGUGGCUGUCGUGGGUUGAAGCGGCCAUGCUAGGGGCGGUGCGGAACGAGCUGGCGGGUGCGUACCGGGCCUACCCGGAGAAGGCGCGCUCUCGAUGGGUGCGGGACUGGCCCGGGAUGGUGGUGCUGUGUGUGUCGCAGAUUUACUGGGCUGCCAGCAUUCACCAGUGCUUCCGGAAGCGCAACAACACGCUCAUCCUGGACCUGUUCGAGCGGCUACAGGUGGAGCUGCUGAACGUGGUGGCACUGAUGCGCUCGAAGGACCUCUCGAACCUGGAGCGCAUCACCGUGAAGGCGCUCAUCGUGGUGGAUGUGCACGCGAAGGACGUCGUGCAGGAGUUGAUCAGAAACCGCGUCUCGGCGGAGGAUGAUUUUCAGUGGUUGGCCCAGCUGCGGUACUACUGGGACGCGCCGGACGCGUCCGCCGCGGCCAGCGUAACGGUGAAGAUCAUCAACGCGGCGGUUCCGUUCGCCUGCGAGUACCUGGGCAAUUCUGACCGGCUUGUUAUCACUCCGCUGACCGAUCGCUGCUACCGCACCCUGAUGGGCGCCUACCAGCUGCACCUGAACGGGGCCCCCGAGGGCCCGGCCGGCACGGGCAAAACGGAAACUACGAAGGACCUCGCGAAAGCGCUCGCCGUCCAGUGUAAGGUUUUUAACUGCUCCGACGGGCUAGACUACCGGGCGAUGGGCAAGUUUUUCAAGGGUCUCGCCUCGUCCGGGGCGUGGGCCUGCUUCGAUGAGUUCAAUCGCAUCGAGCUGGAGGUUCUGUCGGUGGUGGCGCAGCAAAUCCUGUGCAUCGUCCAGGCGGUCCGGGCCGGCCUGAAGCGCUUCCACUUUGAGGGCACCGAGCUACCGCUCAACCCGGCCUGUUAUGUGUGUAUCACGAUGAACCCGGGGUAUGCCGGGCGCUCGGAGUUGCCGGACAACCUGAAGGUCCUUUUCCGAACGGUAGCCAUGAUGGUGCCGGACUACGCGAUGAUCGGCGAGAUCUCACUCUACUCGUUCGGGUUCACCAAUGCGCGCACGCUCGCGGUUAAGAUCGUCACCACGUACCGGCUCUGCUCCGAGCAGCUGUCGUCGCAGAACCACUACGAUUAUGGGAUGCGCGCGGUCAAAACGGUGCUGCAGGCGUGUGGCAACCUCAAGAAGGUGCACCCGGACGAGGACGAGGAGAUCCUGUUGCUGCGCUCGCUGUUGGACGUCAAUUUGCCCAAGUUUCUCGCCAACGAUGUGCCACUGUUCGAGGGCAUCAUCUCCGAUCUGUUCCCGGGCGUCGAGCAGCCGCGCGCGGACUACGCCCUCCUCGAGCGGGCAUUCCGGGAAGUGUGCACCGAACUGAACCUCCAGCCGACCGACCGCUUCCGUACGAAGGUGAUCCAAACGUACGAGAUGAUGAUCGUGCGGCACGGCUUCAUGAUGGUGGGCCGGCCGUUCUCGGGCAAAUCGAUGACGCUGCGCGUGCUGGCCGCCUGCUUGGGCCGGCUGGGGAACGGCCGGGCAGGCGGGAACUCGGCGCACUUUCAGCGAACCCAGCUCGAGGUAGUGAACCCGAAAGCCGUCACCAUGGGCCAGCUGUACGGGGCGUUCGAUCCGAUCUCGUACGAGUGGACCGACGGGAUUGCGGCAGCCAUCUUCCGGCGGUACGCGACGGACACGUCGCCGGACCGGAAGUGGCUCGUGUUCGACGGGCCGGUCGAUGCGGUGUGGAUCGAAAACAUGAACACGGUGCUGGAUGACAACCGGAAGCUGUGCCUGACGUCGGGCGAAGUGAUCAGCAUGACCGGUGGCAUGUCGAUGAUUUUCGAGGUGAUGGACCUGGAGCAGGCCUCACCGGCCACCGUGUCCCGGUGUGGCAUGAUCUUCACCGAGCCGUCCGUGAUCGGGUGGGAAGCGUUCGUGGAGUCGUGGAUCGGGCGGUGCAACAACGCCUGGACGCACGAUUGGCACGAUCUGCUGAUGGAGCUGUUCCGCUGGCUCGUACCGGACUGUCUGGCGUUCGUGCAGAACCACGGCCACCAGUACCUGCACCCGGGCGACACGAGCCUGCUGCUGGCGACGCUCCGCAUCUUCGAGAUGGUCAUCGACGAGGCGUGCCACGAGAACCCGGACGAGUAUGGGAAGUACCUGUUCACGUGGUUCCAGGCCGCGAUGCUGUACGCCGUCGUUUGGGGUCUCGGCGGUGUGCUGGACAUGGAAUCGAAGGCCAAGUUUGAUGAGUUCUAUCGGGAGAUUUGGAAAGGAACGGACGAGCUACACCCGGUGCCGGAAGCGGUGGGCAAGAUUGACGUGUCGAUGCCGGGCGAGGGCAUGAUCUUGGAUUACGUGUACCACUUCAAGCAGAAGGGCUCCUGGCGCUACUACCCCGACAUGGUGCGCCAGAUGAAGAACGAAGCUGGCUUCACACUGCUCGUCCCGACGUUGGACUCGGUCCGCUACAUGCACAUCCUUGACAUCCACGUGAAGAACAAGAAGCCGCUGCUGCUCGUGGGUCCCACCGGGACAGGCAAAACGUACUACAUCCAGAACUACAUGAUGAGCAAGAUGGAGCAGGAGAAGUGCCAGCCAACGUUCAUCACGUUCACCACGCAGAUCACGGCCAACCAAACGCAGGACCUGAUCGUGUCGAAGCUGAUCAAGAAGAAGCGGGGAGUGUUCGGGCCGCCGAACGGGAAAACGUGCGUCCUGUUCAUCGACGAUAUGAACAUGCCGGUCAAGGAAGCGUACGGUGCGCAGCCGGCGAUCGAGCUGAUGCGCCAGUACUUCGACCAGGGCCACUGGUACGAUCUGCGCGAUACGACGAAGGUGUACCUCCGGAACAUUCUCGUGAUGGCGGCGUGCGGUCUGGUCGGUGGCAGCCGGCAGGACGUGUACCCGCGCUUCCUGUGCCACUUCAGCAUCUUUGCGUUCAGCAACUUUAACGACGAGACGAUGUUCAAAAUCUUCUCCGCCAUCCUGCUCGACGGCUACCGGAAGGGAGGGCACGCAUCGGACGUGAUAAACAUGGUGAACAUGAUCGUGAGCGCGACCCUCGAUACGUUCCAGUUUGCGUGCGCCAAGCUCCUGCCGACGCCGGCCAAAUCACACUACAUCUUCAAUCUGCGCGACGUGCUCCGGGUCGUAAGCGGGUGCGCCAUGCUGAAGCGCGAGUCGGUCGAGAGCAAGAAGCUCUUCCCGAAGCUGUGGCUCCACGAGGCGAUGCGCAUCUUCUACGAUCGGCUGGUGGACGGUGCCGAUCGGGCGUUCGUGUUUGACAAGCUGCAGGGCAAUCUGAAGACGUUUUUUAAGGAAAAACCGGAAGCCCUACUGCCGGAACUGUUCGACGAGGCGACCGGUGCCGUGCGGAUGGCCAGUCUAAGCAACCUCAUGUUCGGAAGCUACUUUGACGCGGAUGCCGAAACGGAGGAUCGCAAAUACGAGGAAACGGCGCACGUCGAGCAACUGCGGGACCUCGCGGCCAAGGUGCUGGCCGAGUACAACAGCAGCUCGCAGAAGGCGAAACUGGACAUUGUGCUGUUCCAGUACGCGCUGCAGCACCUGAACAAGGUGUGCCGCGUGAUCUCGAUGGCCGGCGGUAGCUCGCUGCUGAUCGGUAUGGGUGGUUCCGGCCGUCAAUCCCUCACCAAGCUGGCGGCCCAGAUCUGCGGCCAGUCGCUGUUUCAGCCGGAGAUCACCAAGUUUUACGGGCUGAACGAGUGGCGCGAAGAUCUGAAGAAGGUCCUGAAGGAGGCCGGCGGUCUCGGACACGACACGGUGUUUCUGCUGACGGAGGCGCAACUGCAGCAGGAAGCGUUCCUGCAGGACAUCGACUGUCUGCUCAAUCUGGGCGAGGUGCCGAACAUUUUCGCGAUCGACGAACGGCAGGAGAUCCUGGAGCUGGUACGUCUGGCGGCCCAGGGCGGCAACCGUAACCUCGACAUUAGCCCGCUGGAGGUGUUCCAGUUCUUCGUGAAUCGCUGCAAACAGAAGCUACACAUCGUGAUCUGCUUCAGUCCGAUCGGUGGCGCCCUGAGGGCCCGCAUUCGCCUGUACCCGUCGCUGGUGAACUGCUGCACGAUCGAUUGGUUCGAUGCGUGGCCCGAGGACGCACUUCAGAAGGUGGCCGAGAAGUACAUGAAGGAGCUGAACGUGGCGGCCGAGGUGAAACGCUCCAUCGUGGUGCUGUGCCAACGGUUUCACGUCAUUGCCCGGGAUGUGGCGGCCGAGUUUACGGCCGAAACGGGUCGCAUCACGUACGUGACUUCGGCAUCCUACCUGGAGCUGAUCAAAUCGUUCCGCAACCUCACGCAACACCACCAGACGGAGAUCACGAACAACAAGCUGCGCUACCUCGGUGGUCUCGAUAAGCUGAGUGCGGCCGCGGACGCCGUGUCGAAGAUGCAAAUCGAACUGAACGCCCUCCAACCAACGCUGAUCGUGAUGGCGGAGAACUCGCGCAAAAUGACGGAGGAGAUCGAGAAGGAGUCGCUCGAGGCGACGGCCGCCACGGAACAGGUGAAGAAGGACGAGGUGGUGGCGAACGUGCAGGCGGCCGAAGCGCAGGUGUUGAAGGCCGACUGCGAGAAGGAUCUGGCCGGUGCGAUCCCGAUCCUGGAGGAGGCGAUCCAAGCGCUGAACACGCUCAAGCCGACCGACAUCACGCUGGUGAAGUCGAUGAAGAACCCGCCGGAGGUGGUGAAACUCGUAAUGGCGGCCGUCUGCGUGAUGAAGGGCAUCGCGCCGGACAAGGUGGCCGAUCAGGCCACCGGGAAGAAGAUGCUCGAUUACUGGGGCCCCAGCAAGCGGCUGCUGGGCGAUCUGGCGUUUCUGCAAACGCUGAAGGACUUCGACAAGGACAGCAUCAACCCGGACGUGAUGCGCAAAAUACGGAAGGACUUCAUUCCGCACAAGGACUUCCAGCCGCACAUCGUGGCGAAAGCGUCGAGCGCGGCCGAGGGCCUGUGCAAGUGGAUCAUCGCGAUGGACCUGUACGACGCGGUGGCCAAGAUUGUGGCCCCGAAGAAGGAGAAGCUGAAGCAGGCCGAGAAGGAGUACGCCGAGACGAUGGCGAUCCUGAACGAGAAGCGCCUGAUGGCGGCCGCACUCGAGCGGCGAGUGGCCGAGCUGAACGACAACCUAGAGAUUGCCAACCGGAAGAAGCAGGAAGUGGAGGACGAGGUGCAGCUGUGCAAGGACAAGUUGCAGCGCGCGGAAACGCUCAUCGGUGGCCUCGGGGGCGAGAAGACCCGGUGGAUCGCUUCGGCCGAACACCUGCAGCGCCUGUACGACAGUUUGGCCGGCGACAUCCUGGUGUCGGGCGGUGUGAUCGCCUACUUGGCGCCCCUGUCGGCACCGUUCCGGAAUCGGUGCGUCACCGAGUGGCACUCGCUGUGCGUGGCGCGCGGUGUGCCCUGCUCGCCCGAGUACAGCCUGGUGGAGGUGCUGGGCACGAGAAUCAAGAUACAGAACUGGAACAUUGCCGGGCUGCCGACCGACGCCUUCUCGACGGAGAACGCCAUCGUGAUGGACUGCUCGUCGCGCUACGCUCUGUUCGUCGAUCCGCAGCUGCAGGCAAACAAGUGGAUUCGCAACAUGGAGCGCAACAACCACUUGGUGGUGGUCAAAUUCUCCCAGCCGGACUACAUAAAGAAGAUCGAGACGUGCGUCGAGAACGGCCACCCGGUGCUAAUCGAGAACGUGUUCGAGGAACUGGAAGCGCCCCUGGAUCCGCUACUAAACCGCAACACGUACGUGCAGGGCGGUGUGGAGUACAUCGCGAUCGGUGAGAAUGUGAUCCCGCUGUCGCCCAAGUUUCGCCUCUACCUGACGUCGUGCCUGCGCAAUCCGCAUUACCUGCCGGAGGUGUACAACAAGGUGACGGUCAUCAACUUUGCGCUCACGAUCCAGGGCCUCGAGGAUCAGCUGCUGGGGAUCGUGGUGGCCAAGGAGCGCCCCGAUCUGCAGGAGCUGCGCCAAAGUCUCAUUCUGCAGGGUGCGAAAAACGUGGCGAUGCUGAAGGACGUAGAGGAUCGGAUCCUGAAGACGCUGUCCGAGAGCAAGGGCGACAUUCUGGAGGACGAGAGUGCGAUCAAGAUACUGGACGACUCGAAGCGCAUCUCGGGCGAGAUCGUCCAGAAGCAGGAGGAUUCGCGCGAGAUCGAACAGAAGAUCGAGGCGUUCCGGCAGAGCUACCGGCCGGUGGCGGCCCACUCCUCGACGCUGUACUACUGCAUCACGGAGCUCCCGAACGUGGACCCGAUGUACCAGUUCUCGUUGGCCUGGUUCGUGAACCUCUACGUGUACUCAAUCGAGAACGCGAACCGCACGAAGGAACUAUACCGCCGAUUGAAGUACCUGAUGGACGCGGUCACCCUCAACCUCUACACCAACGUGUGCCGAUCGCUGUUCGAGCGGGACAAACUGCUGUUUUCGUUCAUCCUGACGACGAAGAUCAUGAUCUCUUGCAGCCAGAUCGAUCCGCGGGAGUUUAAGUUUCUGCUCACCGGGAGAGACGAGCAGUCAACGGCAGCGUCCGUCCCCAAUCCCGAUCCGAGCUGGAUUACCGGGAAGCUCUGGGAGGACGUGUGUCGGUUGGAGCAGUUGACUGACUUUGGCGGGUUCGUGGCCAGUUUCGCCGAUAAUCUGGCGGAAUGGCGGGCGUACUACGAUGCCGAGGAGCCCCAGGCGCUCCGUUUGCCUACGCCGUGGGACGAGAAGACAAACCGCUUUGAGAAGCUGAUCGUACUGAAGACGGUGCGGCCGGACAAGUUCGUGUCGGCGAUUGGGGAGUUUGUGGCGUCGGAGAUGGGUCCGCCGUACGUGGCGCCACCACCGUUUGAUAUUGCGCGCUCGUACGAGGACUCCAACUGUCUGACGCCGCUGAUCUUCAUUCUGUCGCCCGGAGCCGACCCGAUGAACGCGCUCCUACUGUACGCCGAGAAGAUGGGUUUCGAGGAAACGUUCCAAUCGAUCUCGCUCGGCCAAGGCCAGGGCCCGAUUGCGGAGCGUAUCAUCGAGCGGGCCCAGCAGGAGGGUAGCUGGGUGUGCCUACAGAACUGCCACCUGGCCGGCCGGUGGAUGCCAACGCUCGAGUACCUGUGGGAGAGCAUGGACCACUACAACACGACGACCUCGUUCCGGCUGUGGCUGACCAGCUACCCGUCGGACCAGUUUCCGGCCAGUAUUCUGCAGAACGGCAUCAAGAUGACGAACGAGCCGCCGACGGGGCUACAGCAGAAUCUGCUCCGUUCGUACCGGUCCGAGCCGAUGAACGACGAUGCGUUCUAUACCGGGUGCCCCGGUAAGGAUCGGGCAUUUUCGAAGCUCCUCUUCGGGGUGUGCUUCUUCCACGCCGUCGUCCAGGAGCGGCGCAAGUUUGGGCCGCUCGGCUGGAACAUUGCGUACGGGUUCAACGAGUCCGACUUUCAGAUCUCGGUCCUGCAGCUGCAGGUGUUCCUCAACCAGUACGAUGAGAUCCCGUACGAAGCGAUCAACUAUCUGGCGGGCGAGUGUAACUACGGUGGCCGCGUGACGGAUACCUGGGAUCGGCGAACGAUCGUUACACUGCUGGAGGACUACGUCAACGAGCGGGUCGUUCACGAUCCGAACUAUCGACUGUCGGAGCUGUCGGAGUGCUAUGAGCUCCCGCUGCGAAACGAACACCGCGAGUAUCUGUCCCACAUUGCCAACAGCAUACCGAACUUCCCGAGCCCCCUGGUGUACGGGUUGCAUCCGAAUGCGGGCAUUACGCGCGAUCUGACGGCAUCACGGACGCUGAUCGAUGCGAUGAUCACCACGCAGGGUGGCACCAGCGGCGGAACGGAUGCCGAGCUCGAGAAGCAAGUGUUGGCGAUGGUCGACGAGAUUUCGGCGUUGCUCCCGCAGGAAGACUUUCACCUGGACGAGGUGAAGGUGCGCUACCCGGUGGAUUACGGCGAGUCGAUGAACACGGUGCUGGUGCAGGAGAUGGAACGGUUCAAUGUGCUCCUCGGUGAGAUCCGGACCGCUUGCCGGGACCUGCGGAAGGCUAUUGCCGGACUGAUCGCACUGACACCACAGCUGGAAGCGGUCUUUGCGGCGAUCCAACUUCGCCGCAUCCCGGAUAGCUGGAUGAAGAAAUCGUACCCCAGCCUGAAGCCGAUCGGUUCGUAUGUGGCCGACUUCCGGGAGCGGCUCGAUUUUCUGCAACGCUGGAGCGAACAGGGCAAACCGACCGUGUUCUGGCUGUCCGGGUUCUUCUUUACGCAAGCCUUCCUGACCGCAGCGAUGCAGAACUACGCCCGGCAGCAUCGCAUCCCGAUCGAUCUGCUAACGUACGAUUUUGUCGUACUCCAGGAGCUGUCGACCGUAACGAAUCCACCCGAGUGCGGAGUGUACGUGAAUGGCAUCUUUCUCGAGGGAGCUCGUUGGGACCUCCCGAAGGGCUGUCUGGAGGAGCAGCUACCGAAGCAGUUGAUCGACACGAUGCCCAUCCUACACUUGGUGCCCACGAAGCUUCCGGAGCUGGUGGAAGGCACGCGGUACAAGUGCCCGGUCUACAAGACGGCCGAAAGGAAGGGAACCCUCUCGACGACGGGCCACUCGACGAACUACGUGCUGCCGGUGCUGCUCGCCACCCGUCUGCCUGCCAACCACUGGGUUAAGCGAAGUGUGGCCCUGCUCUGCCAAACUUCGGACUAA
This is a messenger RNA of Anopheles bellator, 11838 nucleotides long. RefSeq names its product dynein axonemal heavy chain 12 (gene Dhc62B). NCBI's taxonomy places the organism in Eukaryota, Metazoa, Arthropoda, Insecta, Diptera, Culicidae. Gene Ontology annotation, molecular function: dynein light intermediate chain binding; ATP binding; dynein intermediate chain binding. The record is from RefSeq and is a predicted model, not a curated record. Gene Ontology annotation, cellular component: dynein complex. The coding region runs from base 1 to 11838 and encodes 3945 amino acids. The transcript has 9 exons. Gene Ontology annotation, biological process: microtubule-based movement.